This is a messenger RNA of Trachymyrmex cornetzi, 4870 nucleotides long. Its product is annotated as Collagen type IV alpha 1. Gene Ontology annotation, molecular function: extracellular matrix structural constituent conferring tensile strength. The record is from RefSeq and is a predicted model, not a curated record. The transcript is spliced from 6 exons. Gene Ontology annotation, biological process: extracellular matrix organization. Lineage: Eukaryota; Metazoa; Arthropoda; Insecta; Hymenoptera; Formicidae. Bases 89 to 4597 code for a protein of 1502 amino acids.
GCUGCGUGCGAUUAUCUCUGGGGAUCAUCCUCGUCAUUAUAGAGAGGCUGCGCGAACAAUGCCCUGCUGAAAAAGGAUUCUGGUCAAGAUGCUGCGGCGUGCAACUGCAGCCCUCUUCAUCUUGGUGAUUGCUACUUCCAUGUCGCAACUCACUCAGAAAUUAACAAGUACCAAUCGAGAUGGAGAAGUGAUUUUAAGCAUCAGCGAUGAACAAAAAAUUCAGUACUUAAGCCAAAACUUUGAAGCAGAUGCAUACAAAUAUGGUUACGAUGUCAACCCACAUGGACAAUUUCAUCACGAAAUACGUGGCCUACAUGGGAUUACCUAUGGAUGUUAUGGCUACGUUGAUCCCUUUGGCCAUCUAAAAACAACGUUUUAUAUCAGUGACGGAUGGGGUUAUCGCGUUGUUCAACCAGGGAAAGACGUGGAACUUUUCCUUCACAAGCAUGAACAUCAUGAAAACGGAGACAAACAUGAUCAUCACGAGCAUCAUGGUGUGAUUACACCAUGGCGAGAGUUACAUUUCCCCAUGGUGUGUGCGCAAUACACAAGCACGAACAUUCCAUCAAGUGAAGGAACAGCACCUAUUGGAAGCGGAUCAAUGAUUGAAACAAAACCAACUCGACCUCCUUAUAAACCUAGCUCAUCAGGACAUCCUGGUAUCCCUGGUACUCCAGGAACACCAGGAAAACCAUCAUAUCCAGGGCAUCCAGGGACUCCUGGCAUCCCUGGUACUCCGGGCACGCCAGGAAAACCAGGAACACCAACAUACCCAGGACAUCCAGGAACUCCCGGCAUCCCUGGUACUCCAGGAACACCAGGAACACCGUCAUAUCCAGGGCAUCCAGGAACUCCCGGCAUCCCUGGUACUCCAGGAACACCGUCAUAUCCAGGGCAUCCAGGACAUCCUGGUAUCCCUGGUACUCCAGGAACACCAGGAAAACCAUCGUAUCCAGGGCAUCCAGGGACUCCUGGCAUCCCUAGUACUCCAGGCACGCCAGGAAAACCAGGAACACCAACAUACCCAGGACAUCCAGGAACUCCCGGCAUCCCUGGUACUCCAGGAACACCAGGAACACCGUCAUAUCCAGGGCAUCCAGGAACUCCCGGCAUCCCUGGUACUCCAGGAACACCGUCAUAUCCAGGGCAUCCAGGACAUCCUGGUAUCCCUGGUACUCCAGGAACACCAGGAACACCGUCAUAUCCAGAGCAUCCAGGGACUCCUGGCAUCCCUAGUACUCCAGGGAGACCUGGAAUUCCAGGAAAACCAUCAUAUCCAGGGCAUCCAGGAACUCCCGGCAUCCCUGGUACUCCAGGAACACCGUCAUAUCCAGGGCAUCCAGGAACUCCCGGCAUCCCUGGUACUCCAGGAACACCGUCAUAUCCAGGGCAUCCAGGAACUCCCGGCAUCCCUGGUACUCCAGGAACACCGUCAUAUCCAGGGCAUCCAGGAACUCCCGGCAUCCCUGGUACUCCAGGAACACCGUCAUAUCCAGGGCAUCCAGGAACUCCCGGCAUCCCUGGUACUCCAGGAACACCGUCAUAUCCAGGGCAUCCAGGAACUCCCGGCAUCCCUGGUACUCCAGGAACACCGUCAUAUCCAGGGCAUCCAGGAACUCCCGGCAUCCCUGGUACUCCAGGAACACCGUCAUAUCCAGGGCAUCCAGGAACUCCCGGCAUCCCUGGUACUCCAGGAACACCGUCAUAUCCAGGGCAUCCAGGAACUCCCGGCAUCCCUGGUACUCCAGGAACACCGUCAUAUCCAGGGCAUCCAGGAACUCCCGGCAUCCCUGGUACUCCAGGAACACCGUCAUAUCCAGGGCAUCCAGGAACUCCCGGCAUCCCUGGUACUCCAGGAACACCGUCAUAUCCAGGGCAUCCAGGAACUCCCGGCAUCCCUGGUACUCCAGGAACACCGUCAUAUCCAGGGCAUCCAGGAACUCCCGGCAUCCCUGGUACUCCAGGAACACCGUCAUAUCCAGGGCAUCCAGGAACUCCCGGCAUCCCUGGUACUCCAGGAACACCGUCAUAUCCAGGGCAUCCAGGAACUCCCGGCAUCCCUGGUACUCCAGGAACACCGUCAUAUCCAGGGCAUCCAGGAACUCCCGGCAUCCCUGGUACUCCAGGAACACCGUCAUAUCCAGGGCAUCCAGGAACUCCCGGCAUCCCUGGUACUCCAGGAACACCGUCAUAUCCAGGGCAUCCAGGAACUCCCGGCAUCCCUGGUACUCCAGGAACACCGUCAUAUCCAGGGCAUCCAGGAACUCCCGGCAUCCCUGGUACUCCAGGAACACCGUCAUAUCCAGGGCAUCCAGGAACUCCCGGCAUCCCUGGUACUCCAGGAACACCGUCAUAUCCAGGGCAUCCAGGAACUCCCGGCAUCCCUGGUACUCCAGGAACACCGUCAUAUCCAGGGCAUCCAGGAACUCCUGGUAUCCCUGGUACUCCAGGAACACCAGGAACACCGUCAUAUCCAGGGCAUCCAGGGACUCCUGGCAUCCCUGGUACUCCAGGGAGACCUGGAAUUCCAGGAAAACCAUCAUAUCCAGGGCAUUCAGGGACUCCUGGCAUCCCUGGUACUCCAGGUAUACCGGGAAAACCAGGAAUACCGUUACAUACAGGGUAUCCAGGAACUCCUGGAAUUCCUGGUACUCCAGGAACGCCAGGAAAACCAGGAACACCAACAUAUCCAGGGUAUCCAGGAACUCCUGGAAUUCCUGGUACUUCAGGCACGCCAGGAAAACCAGGAACGCCAACAUCUAUCCCAGGCAUUCCAGGAAAACCAUUAGGACCAUCAUAUCCAGGGUAUCCAGGAACUCCUAGCAUCCCUGGUAUUCCAGGCAUACCUGGUAUACCAGGAACACCAGGACGACCAGGAACGUCAUCAUAUCCUGGACAUCCAGGAACUCCAGGCAUUCCCGGAAUAGUCGAAUUAUACCCAACAUAUCCUGGUAUACCUGGAACUCCGGGAACAUCAUAUCCAGGACACAUAGGAAUUAGUAUCGCUAGCACAUCUGGCACUCUCGGUAUAUCAGAAAUAUCUGAAAAUCUAGGAAAACCAAUAUUGUCAUAUCCUGGAUAUCCUAUUUACCCUGUUACAUCAGAAACACCUAAUGUACCUUUACAUUCUGAGACGCUAGGUAAACCAGAUGAUUUAUUAUAUCCCGGGAUUACCACUACACCAAAUAGGCCAUGCAUUUCUUUCAAGCCGAAUAAACCAGGUUAUCCAGGUUAUCCUACGUAUCCAGAAUAUACAGAAGAUUCAAAGAAUCCAGAAGGGCCAAUAGGACCUGAGGGUCCGGUGGGAAGUGUAGGUCCGAUUGGUGAUAUUGGUGGCAUUGGAGGUGUCGGUGGCGUUGGUCCUGAUGGUCCCGACGGACCAUGGCCAACCGGUUCCCCGGGUCCUGAUGGACCAUGGCCUGGUGAUCCAGAUUAUAUACCCGGAAUAAAACCAACAAGAAAACCUUCGCAUAAAAGUUCAAUAAAUCAUUCUACCAUUGAGUCAUUUGAUACAGACAGAUAUAACUCUUUCUCGAAAUAUAGUUUUAAUAAUAAAACUGAUUCUUCGUAUACGGGCUAUACUCUAAAGGAUAUCAAAUUGUCAAAGUUGUCACACCCAGCAAAAGUUAAUACAUCAUUAUAUAUAAAGCAUAGUCAGUAUAGACCUCAAUACGGAAUUCAAUCCAUGUCGUCAAUCUAUGGGGAAAAAGAAACUACCUACAACGCAAAUAAAAUUAAUUCACUGUUGCAAACAGAUCUGACACCGUCAUCAUUGAAAUAUGAGAUCGAAGAUUAUCAAUAUACAGAUGUGUUAAAACCGAAUUCACAAUUUUAUAAUCACUUGAUACAUACAGGAUCGCAACAAAUAAAGAAACCUUCGAAAAAUAAUUUCAAGCAAUUUUCUGUGCAUGAUCGGGAUCAGUACCAAAAGUCAAUAUUUUAUCCAUCAUAUAACUCACAACAGCAAAAGCUUCCUAAAGACUCAGAUCAAUUUGAUAAAUUAAAACAACAAGAAGACAAAUUUAAUGUGGAUGGACAAUAUAAUAAUUCUGCCGAUGUGGAUGGCAAACUGAUUUCUAACAUGUCCUUUCAGUCGGAUGGACCUUCCUCUGCUCCGGACAGACAGGUAAAUGCACGCCUUGAGCAGACAUUCCGGAUGAAUCCCGUUUUCGACGCUAUACGGGUUCAGCCGCCCAGCUCCAUCAACGUCAAGUCCUUAUCGUUACCUGUAGGGCCAAAUUCACAAGCAUGUCCCUGUUACUUAGUCGAGCCGAAUAACAACACAAACGUAGCAACCAGCUCGACUCUCACUUCUAUCAUUGGGCAAUUGGGAUUCAUUCCUGUUAUCUUCGUACCAUACUGUCCUGGUAAAAAGAUGGACAGCAGUAAGAUGAAACUUAUGUUCCCAUCCGCUACUCCUGUUCCAUAUGCAUGCGACACAUGUGAUACACAAGACAACAAAUUUGUUGUAAAAACGCUCGAUAUAAAUCAACUUGGCAAUAUCGACUAUCUCAAAGAGGCAUUAUAUCAAUCCAAUCUUGGCUUUUUGAAUGUUCCAGUUAAGACCAACAUCGAGCGAAGACGAAAGGCGAAAUGAGGAGUGUAACACUAACUUAUUAAGUUUGAGUUGCGAUCGUUCUAAAAAGAGCUUGUCUUCUCCUGGAGAAGAGAAAUAAAUAUAGGAUAUUGGCAUUGCCUGUCCGUCAGCUGCUGGUUAGUUGAUGGAUAGCCAAAUUAAAGAUAUUUGCCGAAAUAACCAAAGCCAAUAGAAUACAUAAAACCUUCAAACUAAAAAUUGAAUUAAUAACAAAUUUUUCCAGUGUGUAUCGUUUUUAUUAAAUUAAUUUAUCCUGUAAAGCUGCAUAAAGGA